Chrysemys picta bellii (western painted turtle) is the source of this 3418-nucleotide messenger RNA. Its product is annotated as lysophosphatidic acid receptor 6-like. Gene Ontology annotation, molecular function: G protein-coupled receptor activity. Gene Ontology annotation, cellular component: plasma membrane. The record is from RefSeq and is a predicted model, not a curated record. Gene Ontology annotation, biological process: phospholipase C-activating G protein-coupled receptor signaling pathway; positive regulation of Rho protein signal transduction. Lineage: Eukaryota; Metazoa; Chordata; Testudines; Emydidae.
GUCUGUUUUCAUUCACUUGGGCAGGGACGGUUGUCUGGGCCUAGCGUCUGCCCAGCGCCGGGCAUAGCAGACCCUAACCCCUGACUCGGGCUCCCUGUGGGGGGCCGCAGCACAGACAGUCUAGCUACAAUGGGCCAGGUGGUCCUGCGAUAGAAAAUGGGAUGUGAUCUCUUUAGCGUCACAGAGGGAUGGUUAAAGACCAGGAAGAAACCGACUGUGGGGGGUCGGUUAUCCCACAUCUGCUACCGCGGGGUCUCAUGCCAGGGUGUCAAGAUGGGUCUCCGUUCUGGUCCAGCGUGGUGUUGCCUAAGGAUCUCUGCCCGUUGAGGACGGGCGGCGCUUGGAGAGAUCGUGGGUCACGGAGCCACGUGGGGGGCAGCAGCCGGUGCUCGGCGGGACAGAUACUGCCCGAGCUUGUCCCUCACAUGAUCUGGAGCUUCACAACAAGAUGACCUCCAACUGCAACAACAGCAGCAGCUUGACGGACCCGGUCUUUGUGGGGCUCUACACCCUCAUCUUCACGCUGGGGCUGGUGCUCAACCUGGCCGCGCUCUACAUCUUCUUCCGCUGCAGCAGCAUCCGCUCCCUCACCACCGUCUACAUGAAGAACCUGGCCGUCUCCGACCUGCUGCUGGUGGUGUCCCUGCCCGUCCGGAUCUAUUACUAUAGCCGGCGGCCCUGCCUGGGGGACCAGGUCUGCGAGAUCACGGGGCUGCUGCUGCUGGUCAACAUGUACGGGAGCAUCUUCCUGCUGACCUGCAUCAGCUGGGACCGCUGCAUGGCCGUCUGCUUCCCCAUGCACCCCCGGGUCAAGGCGCUGCGCAAACAGGCCAAGUAUAUCUGCCUGGGCGUCUGGCUGCUGAGCUGUGCCGGCACCGUGCCCACCUAUUUCACCCAGGCUAAGGGAGAACGGAUGGAACACUGCUUUGACAACAAGCCCAAGUACGUCACCCAGCCCAGCGUGUCCUCGGCCAUGGCGCUGUGCUUCGUCCUGCCGCUGCUGGUCAUGGUGGUCUGCUCCUGGGCCCUGCUCCGAGCCAUCCGCCGCAGCGCGGCCGCCCAGAUGGAGCUGGUGAACAGCGCCAAGAUCCGCAGCAUGAUCGUGGCCAACGUCACCAUCUUCCUGGGCUGCUUCCUGCCUUUCCACCUGGUGCUGAUCUGCUACCAGGUGGAAGCCCUGCGGGGUGAGAUGCUGGAGUUUUCCUACCGCUGCACCUUGCUGGUGGCCUCCGCCAACGCCGCCCUGGACCCGCUGGCCUAUUACUUCGCCACCGAGACCUUCCAGCGCAUGGUGGUGAUGGACAAUCUGCGCAAGGCCUGGGGCUUUCACACCGACAGCGCCGAGGGGCAGAGCCGCUCCCAGACGGCGCUUAGGCAGUGCAUCUACUUGCAGAACAUCAUGGCCGUGCCUAACAGCACCCCACUGGUGGGCAGCCCCAGCUGGGAGCCCAGGAGCUAACGGGCCCUGGGACUGGGCUGCCCUCGCCACACAGGGUCCCCUGGGCAGGGCACAGGACAGUGGGACGUGCAUGAGCAGGGCUGGAAGCAAGGGAGGAGGGCAGUUUGGUAUGUGGGCGUCGCAGGUUGGGUUUGUGCUGGGACGAGGGGUGUCGCUGGCUCGGGUUACGAUGGGCACUGGGACGUUGCAGGCUGCGUUUGCGCCAGGCGCUGGGACAGGGGCAUCGUGGGCUCAGGGUGUGCUGGGCACUGGUGUAACCCACACACCUCCUGGGCAUGGUGCUCUGUCCCGUCUAGUGGCACCAAGACCGCCUAGAGGUUAAUGAGUCUGCUACAGCUUUAGCAAACAGCCAGCUGGCUUUUAGCUCAUGCAGUAGAGGCUCCAGCACUAAGCUUCAGAGGUCCCAGGUUCGAUCCCACCCGCCGCCGACCGGGGUCUGUCAGCGUUACGCUGGGUUUGCACCGGGCGCUGGGCUCAGGUAGCACUGGGAGCUGGUGGUGGCAGUCCCUCGGCUAGGGAGACGUAGCGCUCAGAGCCUUGCCUGGGUCCCAUCUUGAUCUCAUCCGUGGGAGGUGUUAGAAUCAGCAACGGCCCAGCUGUGAACUGUCACCUUGAGCUGCCCGGGGCUCGCAGCCCCAUCUCCUCACCACGGGGCCCAGGGACCCCGAGCUCCCCUUUCCCCCAGCCCAGCUGUUGGCCUCUGGGGGGGGGGGAGGUGUGUGUGUGUGUGUGUGUGUGAGAGAGAAAUUGGGUGGAGGGCGGCUGUUAAUUUGGGCUGAGCCUCCGCGGUCGUGGCAUGGGGAGGUGUCUCCUGGGUUACAACUUUGCUUCUCCCUCCUGGCCCUUCUGCUGCAGCCUGGGGGCCAGCUCGGUGCAGCGUUUCCGCAGUGCCUGCCGGCGGGGUUUGCCCUGAGGUUUCAUGCCCAGGCUCCUGGCAAAGGCAGCAGGAAUUUCCCCCUCCCCGAGCAGCAAGUGCUUGCGGUUAAACUGAUCCGGUGCCACAGCUGGGCGGACCUCGCCUGCAGAGGAUGACUCAGGGCUUGAGCAGUGGCUGCUCCUGCUCUGAGCUCCAGGGGUCCCCGGUUCGGUCCCCCGGCUGUCGGUCAUCACACAGGCAUUUCUACUCCGAGCAGCGUCCGAACCCCAGUGUCCCAUCUGGGCCAGCACCACACCCAGAGCCUGAGCAUCAGAAAUUCAGCCUGGGCCAGCCGGGACCGCUGAAAUGGGCUUUAAGCUGCACAGGGUAGGGCCAGAUUUCACAGAGGCGCAGCUCCCAGCUGGGUGCAUCGAAGAAGCUUUGUCUGCUGGGGGUUUGACCCUCUGGGAGCUUGAAAUUCUGGCCUUUAACUACUCGGCCUGGCCAGUCCUGACUCUGCACCGGGGUUUGGAACAGUCGCUGCUACAGCACGGGGGAGCGGCCAGGGAGCUGGUGCUAAGAAGGACGUCUCACCCCCAGCCUCGUGUUUAUGAUGGGGAACCGGGACUCAGGUUCUGUUCCUGACUCUAGGCGGGAAGCGGGAACGAAGGAUUACGCCCAAACUCCUGCCGAGCGUGUGCCAAGUCCCAUCCCCGCUUGGCGGCUCGGGGGUCCCUGGCGGUGUAAUGGAGUUAACGCCGCCUGACCUCGGGGUGUGUGUUUGUUUGCACGCUUGAGGUGCCGGGGGCCCGGUGGAGCCUCACGGCCUGGCAAAGGGGCCGGAACUCAUCCACUUUGUGACAUUUGCACUUUAGUGCCGGCCCAGGAGGCAAUGACCACGGCGGGCUAGAUGGUGGUAUCCAGGGGUUGCCCCAUUUCCCUUCCCGCUCUGCAGGCUAUUCCAGCACAGGCUGGUCACGCAGCCAGGAACCUCCCCUGGGGAAGGAGGAACAGGCGGGUGUCUGGGGGGCGGGGGGUUAGAAAUAAUGCAGGAGAGUGAGGGGCUGGACAGGGGAGUGGCUGGGCCUGGUCCUUCUAUUUGC